UAUUUUUCCCCUUUGCCGGCUCUGAGGUGCGUGUCAUAUGAUUUAGCCAAGAUGGCAUUGACCAGGUUCCUGGUCCUUUUCCUUCGGCUGCUACUGCUGGGCGGAUCUUGCAGGCUGAGUCUAGGGAGCGCGGCGGGGCCGGUGCCACUGGUGAUGUGGCAUGGCAUGGGAGACAGCUGCUGCAAUCCCGAGAGCAUGGGUUACAUUAAAAAAAUCGUGGAGGAGAAAAUCCCAGGCAUUUAUGUUCUGUCUCUGCAGAUUGGCGACAAUUUAAUUGAGGAUGUGGAGAACGGUUUCCUCAUGAAUGUGAAUGAUCAAGUGAAGCUUGUGUGCGGCAUCUUGGCAAAGGAUCGGAAGUUGCAAGGUGGCUACAAUGCCAUGGGCUUCUCACAGGGAGGACAGUUCCUGAGGGCAGUGGUGCAGAGGUGUCCAUCUCCCCCUAUGUUCAAUUUAAUAUCUGUUGGGGGUCAGCAUCAAGGAGUCUAUGGUUUCCCACGCUGUCCGGGGGAAAGUUCACGCCUCUGUGACUGGAUCCGGAAGAUGCUGGAUCUUGGUGCUUACACCGAGGCUGUUCAGGAUCGACUGGUUCAGGCUCAGUAUUGGCACGAUCCACUGAAUGAAGAAGAAUAUCGGAAGCAGAGCCUUUUCUUGGCUGAUAUCAACCAGGAACGGUGCAUCAAUCAAACUUACAAGAAAAACCUGAUGUCUCUGAAAAAAUUUGUGAUGGUCAAGUUCCUCAGUGACACCAUGGUGGAUCCUCCUGCCUCUGAGUGGUUUGGUUACUAUCGUAGUGGCCAAGCCAAGGAGACCAUUCCCUUGAACGAGACCUCACUGUACACAGAGGAUCAUUUGGGACUUAAAGAAAUGGACCAAGCAGGAAAACUGGUAUAUCUGGGAGCAGAAGGGGACCACCUCCACUUCUCCAAAGAGUGGUUCUUCAAGAACAUUUUGCCCUUCCUGAAAUGAAGCUGAAGCUUUGCUAUCCUACCAAGUCCAGUUGCUGGAACUCUCCUUCAGGACAUCUUGGCCAAGUUUGGCAAUUACUGCCUGUAAUCGCUUGCUUGGAGGGGUGUGUGUGUGUUCUUACUAACUCAGAUUAUAGUUUCAUUUCAGGAUUCACAACACUCACUAACCAAAUGCCAUUGCUCCCAGCAGCUUUCUUCUCAGCUUCCUGCAAACAAAAAGCUCCUUCAUGCAAACAACUUCCCAGUAAUUUAUUUUAUUUUUAUUUCAUUAAUUGUGGUUUGGGAGCCCAUUUGGUUUAAAUAGCCACACCCAUACCCUCAGUUCUAUUGAGGUCACAUUAAAAUAUAACCAAAAACAUUUUUUCAGUUUUAACUGCAUCAGUCAUAAAUGAAAGUUCUAGUUUUUAUGUGUCCCUUUUUAAAGAUGGGCAACUAGCAGAAGAACUCAACUCAGAAUACUGUUAGAACACAUACAAGUCUGUGCACUUAUUGAGAAUACUCUAGUGUAAUUGCUAAGCCUCUGGCAGAUUUCUCAGGGAGUUGAAUUUUUCUUACAUGCCACACAGUAUUAUGUUAAGCAAGGGCCGGGGCCUUAGCUUGGGUGUUUUUGCUUGUUUGGGUUUCUUAGUAGCAAAGGGGGUCUUGAUCUCAGACCUAUACUGAAAGUAUAGUUCUAAAUGUGGCUAUAUGGCGUAUCCGAAAAGUGUUGCCAAACAUUUAUUUAAAGUAAGGCUGGACAGCUUACUACAGCAAUACUUUCAAUUAGCUAAGAGGGUAGUGGGUGUGGCAUUGUGGGUGUGCGCUGUGUAAUUAAAGUAAGCUUUUCUACACUGGAGACUUCGUCACAAUAAGCAGAUGAACAUUUGAUGUAUUCCAAUAAAAGUUUCAACUAA
This is a messenger RNA of Heteronotia binoei (common prickly gecko), 1858 nucleotides long. RefSeq names its product palmitoyl-protein thioesterase 1 (gene PPT1). The transcript has 9 exons. Gene Ontology annotation, cellular component: lysosome. Gene Ontology annotation, biological process: protein depalmitoylation; receptor-mediated endocytosis. Gene Ontology annotation, molecular function: palmitoyl-(protein) hydrolase activity. The record is from RefSeq and is a predicted model, not a curated record. Lineage: Eukaryota; Metazoa; Chordata; Lepidosauria; Squamata; Gekkonidae. Bases 52 to 966 code for a protein of 304 amino acids.